AUGACGGUGAGAUCGCUGUGCGCCGCGCCUGGCAUCAAUCUGAUUGCCACCGCGCGCAAGUCUCUGGAGCCGCUCGAGGACGAUGAUGCCCCGGAUGCGCUGCAGCUGCGCACAUUCGAGGACUUCGCGCCGCGGGGACUGCUCCUUGCGCGCGACCCCCGAGCCAAGCAUCGCGUGCACUGCCCUCGGGGGCUGCUGUGUGUUCUACCGCCGUCUGGAUCAGAUACCGCUCGAGCGGGUGACUCUCAGAGCCUCCCCGCCACCAUCGCUCCCGGACGCAAGACAGCAGCGUUCACGUCCAGCACCGCCGUCUGGGUGAACAAUGCCCUUACCUGGCGCUCCUAUUGCCGAGGUCUUCGAAUUGCGCAUAUAGCUACUUUCCUACCUGCCAACUCUUAUUCCAACAUUUAAUAGUCCCCAUUGUAUAAUAUAAUACCGCGGCUCUCGUCUCCUCCACGUUC
This is a messenger RNA of Mycena citricolor, 461 nucleotides long. The record is from the annotation of a GenBank genome assembly. Lineage: Eukaryota; Fungi; Basidiomycota; Agaricomycetes; Agaricales; Mycenaceae.